GAUGAAUUGUUCUGGCUUGGUGCGGUGCUCAGUGUACACAACUUGGUCUGUAUCUCGUUCGAUCGUCUACUGGCUGUGAUUCGUCCAAUCUACUACCGAUUGCAUCAUGUCGGUCUGAUGAUUGGUUGUUAUGUGUACUUGGUUUCCAUCAGUCUACUUCUGUUCAUACCGAACUUUUUUCUACGUCACUUCUCCAACGACAGUUGCUCGUUUGCUGUACCGAUCACUGCAUCUCCUUUGCAUCGAUUUCUCGACGUUCAUUCUUUCCUCUGGCUCUUCUUAUCCUACUUGCUCCCGAUCGUUUUUAUUGUCACAUGUCACGUGAUCGUGAUCCGAUUUGUCAAUCGAGCAAACAAAAUGAACACGAACUCGAACCACGAGGAGCAAUCACACAAGGGAAUUAUGAAGUUGGUCAAAAUUACCGCUGCUCUAGCUGUGAGCAUAUUGAUUUUUCAUGCGGCCGAAAGUGCCCGGUAUGUGCUAGCCUCAUUUCAUCUGAUGGACUACGCACCGGGGUCCGCGGAACAACAAGUUGGUGUGUUGUUGAUCGCGUUGUGCUGUUGUGUCAAUCCGUGUGUGACGCUGAACACGAAAAUCUCCGUACGUCGAUUCAUAAAUAAUCACGUGAUUAAAAAAAUUCCUCAAUGGAAACUGUCAACCGGUCUGUGGACCUUAAGUAAUCUGCCAGACAAAUGA
Echinostoma caproni is the source of this 696-nucleotide messenger RNA. The record is from the annotation of a GenBank genome assembly. Lineage: Eukaryota; Metazoa; Platyhelminthes; Trematoda; Plagiorchiida; Echinostomatidae.